Molecule: messenger RNA, 2521 nt
Organism: Meleagris gallopavo (turkey)
Lineage: Eukaryota; Metazoa; Chordata; Aves; Galliformes; Phasianidae
Gene: GRHL3
Product: grainyhead like transcription factor 3
Biological process (GO): regulation of transcription by RNA polymerase II
Cellular component (GO): nucleus
Molecular function (GO): RNA polymerase II cis-regulatory region sequence-specific DNA binding; DNA-binding transcription activator activity, RNA polymerase II-specific
Source: RefSeq, a predicted model, not a curated record
AUGGAUUCCCUUGGGAUGUUUCCCUUACAGUGGGAGUUUGACUCUGACUUGGACAGCAAAAAACAGCUUGCUCCUCAGCUGUGUACCAGGACAUUUGCACUUUGCUGUAACAAUUUGCUGGGGUGGUCCACCCUCUUCUCUACUUUGAGAUGGACCCCUUUCUCCACCAGGCAGUGCCACGGAAUGGAGUAUGACUCAGAUAUCACGUCCUUUGAUGGCUCAGUCCAUCUCAUGAAGCUCUUGUCUGAAAACACUUCCAUGACCCAAGAAUAUUGUGAACCACAGAAGAAGAAUGGCUUAAGUCUUGAAGGCAUCCCUACACCUCACAAGCCGGUCAUGCUUCCACCAGGAACCAGCAAACUGGAUGCCACCCCAAACAACUACAUGCUCCCUUCAGGCGACUUGUACGACAAUAGCUCGUUGAACUCCCUCUUCGAGACCAACCCCGUGGCCACACCACAGCAGAGGUGGCAGCCAGACAGCACUUUCAAAGAGGAUCCUCAGGAGUCACUUCUCUUCAGCGAUAUCCUCAAGGCCCAGCCAGAGCCACCCUGCUCCGAGAGUUAUCCUACAGGUGGUGUUAAGAGUGACUUUGAAUAUACUUUGGGGUCACCCAAAGCCAUUCAUAUAAAAUCUGGGGACUCUCCCAUGGCCUACCUCAACAAAGGACAGUUCUACCCCAUCACACUGCGGACAGCUGGAGACAGCAAAUGUUUACACUUGUCCUCAAAUAAAGUGAAGAGUGUUGUGAUGAUUGUUUUUGACAAUGAGAAGAUCCCGACAGAGCAGCUCAAGUUCUGGAAGCACUGGCAUUCUCGCCAGCCCACAGCCAAGCAGAGAGUCAUUGACGUUGCUGACUGUAAAGAAAACUUCAACACAGUUCAGAACAUUGAGGAGUUGGCCUAUAACGCGCUGUCCUUUGUGUGGAACAUCCAUGAAGAAGCAAAGGUGUUUAUUGGGGUGAAUUGCCUGAGCACUGACUUCUCCUCUCAGAAGGGAGUAAAAGGUGUCCCGCUGAACCUCCAGAUUGACACUUAUGACUAUGGCAAUGGGACCAACCAGCUGGUGCACCGCGCUGUCUGCCAGAUCAAGAUAUUCUGUGAUAAGGGAGCAGAGAGGAAAAUGAGGGAUGAUGAACGGAAACAGUUCAGAAGGAAAGGAAAAUGCCUGGACUCCAAUAACAAUGGUCUGAAAGGCUGUGUGCUGUCUGGCUUCAGAGGGAAUGAGAUCACGUUCCUGAGGUCAGAGACUGACCUCGAAACCCAGCCAGUCCUGUUCAUCCCCAACCUCCAUUUUUCAAACCAGCAGAGAUGUGGCACGGCUCUUACUCCUGCUGUUCCAAACUCUGCAAACAGGCUGUCCCUAAAGCGGAGUGGGGCCUCAUUCACAGAUGAAUUUGACCCAGUACCUCCGAAGCAAACCAAGGAAGAAGAUCCUCAGAGAGUGCUGUUGUACGUGCGGAGGGAAUCAGAGGAAGUGUUUGAUGCUCUCAUGUUGAAGACACCGGAUCUCCAGGGCCUCAGAAUGGCUAUUUCAGAAAAAUAUGGGCUGCCAGAAGAAAGCAUUUAUAAAGUCUACAAAAAAUGCAAAAGAGGGAUCCUGGUCAACAUGGACAACAACAUCAUCCAGCACUAUAGCAACCACAUGGCCUUUCUCCUGGACAUGGUGGAAGCAGAGGACAAGAUCCAGGUCAUCCUCAAGGAGCUAUAAGGAGCUGCAGUCAGCACUUACUGGACAUCUCUACCAACCAGCACAUUUGACCCAACGAAGCUCAGCCCAAUAUCCCACCUCAUUGCCUCUACUUGAAAACUGCCUGCAGGGUGGGGCCUUGCGCUGCUGGGCCAGAGACAGCUGGAAGAUCUGUUACUGAAGUGAACGCAGAACUUCUCUCUAUUGAAUUUAUUAUUUUAUUUUGUUCCCUUCUGGAGACAGGCCUGACCUUCUGUUCAAGCUGGGAAGGCGCAGCUGCACUAACAUGGCUGCUGGCUUUGGGCAGCAAUGAGGACAGCCUCUGCUUGACAUCUGCCUCAGCCCAUGGCCGAUCCAGCUGUGGGCUCUGGCUUUCUCCCAGCCCAUCAGUCCCACAGAAUGCUCCAACCAUUUCCAGUAGGGCUAAGCCUGGCUCUGAGCUUCUCUGUCACAGAGACUUUCAUAGAUAUGUUUAAAACUCAGUUAAAUGGACAUUGCCUGCUUCCACGCCCUCCACCACCAUCUCUCUGUAAAUACCACCAAGGCCUCCGUAGCCUCCUGUUCAUACAUUUCUAAUGUAUCGAUCGUUUUAUAUUUUAUAUGUGUAUAAAUAUGCAUUGUUUUAUAUUUGACUCAGUGCAGUGACACAGAGCAUUUCAAACACAGGCUGCUUCACAUUUCUCCGUGAACCCCUUUUGUAACCGUGUUGUUGGUUUUGUUGUUUUGGAUAUUCCAUAGUAAUAAAGGCUCAGAGACAGAAUACAAACCGUUUUUAACUCGGCUCUGGUCUGGAGGUCUCAGUCAAGAAGGGCUGGAGAGAAGCCAGAGCAGG